Messenger RNA from Cladocopium goreaui, 2655 nucleotides. The record is from the annotation of a GenBank genome assembly. Lineage: Eukaryota; Dinophyceae; Suessiales; Symbiodiniaceae.
AUGUCCCGGCGAUGCCGGGUGGGCUCCAUCGUUGCUGUGGCGGCUGGCAGAUGCUUGCUGGUGCCUUUGCUUGGUGAGCCUGCACAGCCGCCACGACAGUGGACUCGUCUUGAAGGGCCCAGUGAAGAGGAGGACCUGGUGACGGUGCGGAACUUUCUCUCCGCCAGCGAGAGGGCUGCAGCCAUCGAGGCGGCGCAGGAUCCAGAGGCGUGGGCGAUUGAUGAUCGAGAUGACGACUUGGGCUAUGCCCACGAAGUCUGGCGAAUGGAGGAAGUCAUGCAGAGGGAUUAUGGAGCUCUUUUUCAAAAGCUCAUCGACUCUGCUUGGUCCAUCGAAAGAAGGACCUGGGGCAACAUUUUGGACUUCGUUUUUCCCGAGAUUGAGUACAUCGAUUACAACGUGAAGAAGCUGGCAAAGCCCGGCGCCAUCUCACGACACACGGACAACGACAGUAUGGUCACCAUGGUGGUACUCCUCUCUGAUCCCUCGGACUUUGAUGGCGGCAUCAACUGCUUUGAUGGUCAGGGUGGAGAACGUCAAGUACCUCUGCAGCAGGGAGACGCAGUCUUCUUUUUAGGUGACCGGUGUCAUCAUUGGAUCACGCCUGUGACCAAAGGCAGGAGGCAGAUCCUGCAGAUGGAGCUCCGCAAUCGCUUUGAGGCGGUCUUGCAGGGCGCGCCCGAGAACCUGGGAAUAUCCGAUUCGAAAUGGGGGGAUUUUUCAGCGGAGCUGAUGGCACCGGUUGCAGCAUCGCUCCGCUCCGGUGCAGCCCGCCAGGAGAACUUGGCCAAGAAAGCUGCCAGUCCUCCGACGCACGGAACCUCUGAAGUGCCAGCCCAGCUGCUGCACAGGGCCUUGAUCGCCAAGGACAAUUCCUCGGAGGACGUGCUGCGCAUUGCAGAGGAGAAACUUCAGGUGGCGCAACUGUGCAAGAGGAGGAGCGCUGCCACCGUAGGUCGCGACCCUCGUCUUUCGGAGCUCUUGCGUUUGGCGCUGCCUCUGAGCAGCGCUUGGAGCUCACGCCAGUUGUGUCACGUGGUAUGGUCGAUGGCCACAUUAUCCAUCGGAGGUCGCAGUCAGCAACUGCUUGAUCAGGUUUGCCUGGUCUUUGGUGAAAAGCUGUGGGAAGGAGUUCCGCAGGACUUAUCCACCUUUGCUUGGGCUUUGGCUGCCAGAGCGCCCAGGGAAGCGCGUGCCAUCGAGGCCCUCCUGGUGGACAAUCCGACUUUCGAUGUCACCAUGAGGAGCACAUGCGGGGUUGGCGAUCGCGAAGGAAAGCACUUUGAAACUCAAGGCCGGGCCUGGCAGGGCCUGGCGGACAAAGAUUUGUUGCUGAUUCUUUGGCUUUGCUUCGGAGAUUUGGCAAAAGUGUGGGCGCACUGGCGCGCGCGACAUGCCCCCAGACGGUUGCGGGUCUUCCUGAACAGCACAUUUGGUUUCGAUGGAUUGCUGAAGACUUUUCACUGUCACAGCGUUUCGCCAGAGGGAGAAGUGCGAGGCUCAAUCAAGGCCUUUGCGCCACUACUGGACGAUCAGGGGGCGUUGGAUGUAGGAGCUGUCGCCCUGCUUCUGGAUGGUUUAACGGGUUUCGCCUUGUGGAGCUCCGGCACCAUUGGCUUCGUCACUGCGGAGCUGAGUUUUCAGCUUCGAGGCACUGCCAAGCGAGGAGACGAGCUUUUUAUCAAGGCUUGGGUGAAGCAAGCUCCCAGAAUGCCUGAAGACAAACGCUUGCGCGAGUUUGCCAUGUUGGCCUUUGAGUUGUUUCGAGCGCCACGAAACGAGGGCGACGAUCCAUACGUCUCGGAGAACUUGAUUGCGGAAGGAGAGCAAUUGAUGGUUACCAUAGCCACGCCUCUGCAGCGUCUCCAUUGGAAGUUGCAGUUGCUAUGUCCGCCUUUCUUCGAGCGUACCUGGCAGGGCGGCAUGAAGACUUUGUCCCAACAUGCGCAGCAUGCCCUGCCGGUGGAAGAGAUCAGGACUUUGAAGGAGCUUGCAGCACUGAAAUCCCAGGGCGAUGGUACUUACGAAGCACAGUUGCAGCUGCGACAACUCAAUGUGAAUGGCGUUGGACACGGUGCGGCCACCGCGUCACUGCUGUGCUUGGCUGCUGCUGAUUUCCUCUCGCAGCCUGUGUUGGAAGCAAAGUUCUUCUAUUUGAGUCCCACACCGGGCAUGACUCCUGUGUUGCUGGAGAUCAAACCAUCCAGCAAGACACCAGGACAAAUCCAGGUCUUUCUCCGCAAGGAGAAAGGAUCUCCGCCAAUCAUGCGAGGGACGAUCAAAGUGGCUACUCCACCCCCAGCGAUUCCUGCGGUGCGACAUGUUCUUCCAGGCCUGCGCAAUGUGAUACCGCAGAUUUCGAAGCUGCACAAAAGAUCGGACUCUGAGAAGAAUGAGUCACCCAAAUUAUCCGACUCCGACGUAACUUCUGAGUCGUUGGAAGCCUCCGACUCGGCGUCCGCAGGGAGGAUUUCUACGGCCAAUGGCACCAAAGAAAUGAGUGAUUACCAUGAUGAUGACUUCGAUGAUGGUGAUGAUGAUGACCAUGAUGUUGCCAAUGAUGGUGAUGAUGGUGAUAUCCAUGAGGAUGCUGAUGCUGGUCACAACCAUUGCGAGACAAGUGCUGAUGGUGUCACAGACACCCGGGGAGAUUGA